Messenger RNA from Didymosphaeria variabile, 1464 nucleotides. RefSeq names its product nucleolar zinc-finger protein (gene ZPR1). Gene Ontology annotation, molecular function: zinc ion binding. Lineage: Eukaryota; Fungi; Ascomycota; Dothideomycetes; Pleosporales; Didymosphaeriaceae. The transcript is spliced from 3 exons. The record is from RefSeq and is a predicted model, not a curated record. Bases 1 to 1464 code for a protein of 487 amino acids. Gene Ontology annotation, cellular component: cytoplasm; nucleus.
AUGGCGCAAGAACAGAGUCUUGCAAAAGAACUAUUUGAGGAUAUGGGUCGAAAGGUGGCGGAGGCGAGCGCACGAGACGACGAUGUCGUGGAUGGCACUCAGGUUGUGGACGAGAUCAAAGAGACGCUGUGCAUGAACUGUCACUCAGAAGACGCAUCUACGCGACUCCUAUUGACCAAGAUUCCUUUCUUCCGCGAGAUCGUUAUCAUGUCCUCCGAGUGCCCCGAGUGUGGCUGGAAGAACGCUGAAGUGCAGCCAGCGGGCGAGAUCCAGCAGCGAGGGGUGAAGAUAACCCUGAGGAUUGACAGCGCGGAAGACCUGAGCCGACAGAUCGUAAAGAGCGACACUGCAGUAUUUCGUGUAGAGGAUAUUGACCUGGAAAUACCGCCUGGGCGAGGUCAGCUUACAAAUGUGGAGGGUGUAUUGUCCAUGGUCGCGCAAGAUCUCGAGCAGAAGCAGGACGAGAGGAAAGAGGUUAUCCCUGAAGUGUACGAGAAGAUUCAGGGCGUCAUUGAGACUCUGAAGGAGAUGGCCGCCGGCAAGAGGACACCGAUCAAGAUUACAGUCGACGACCCUGCGGGUAACUCGUCUAUCGAACCUUCAAUACAGGACACAGCGGCGAAGUACUUCCGCCACGAAUACCCCAGAAGCCCCGAACAGAACGCAGCGCUCGGAUUGGGCGACUCUUCAGACGCUGCGCCGUCUACUGAGAUACGACCAGAGUACCAUGCAGAUCAGAUGUAUCCGCAGAUGCCGCAGGGACCUAUGGUCAACAACGUUGACGAGGACGACAUUGUAGAAAACCAGGUAUACUCGUUCCCUGCGAGCUGCCCAGGAUGCACAAAACCUUGCACAACGAACAUGAAAAUGGUCAACAUCCCCCACUUCAAGCAGGUCGUGCUCAUGAGCACCGUUUGCGAACACUGUGGAUACCGAAGCAACGAGGUCAAAACGGGAGGUGAAGUUCCAGACAAGGGCCGCCGCAUCACCGUGUCCGUGGAGAACAAAGAAGACUUGUCGCGAGAUAUCCUCAAGGCUGAGUCGUGUGCCAUGUCUUGUCCAGAGCUCCACCUCAGUGUCGAGCCUGGAACACUAGGUGGCCGUUUCACCACUGUUGAAGGUCUCCUCACCCAGGUCCGCGAUGACCUGCGGCGUUCAAUCUUCGAUAUAGGAGACGGUGGUGACUCCAUGGACUCAACUACCAAGACCAAGUGGGAUGACUUCUUUGGCCAGCUAACGUCCGCCAUCAAUGGCGAGGUCAAGUUCACCAUCAUCCUCUCAGACCCGCUCGCAAGCAGUUACGUACAGAGCUUUGCUGCCCCAGAACCCGACGCUCAAAUGAAGGUUGAGGAAUACGAGCGGACAGCGGAAGAGGAGGAGGAUCUCGGCCUCAAAGACAUGAAGACGGAGGGGUAUGAAGACGAACAGCCGGCUACCAACGGUGCGACGACCAACGGUGCAUGA